Molecule: messenger RNA, 1099 nt
Organism: Haplochromis burtoni (Burton's mouthbrooder)
Lineage: Eukaryota; Metazoa; Chordata; Actinopteri; Cichliformes; Cichlidae
Product: dual specificity protein phosphatase 13
Exons: 3
Coding region: 155-712 (185 amino acids)
Biological process (GO): negative regulation of MAPK cascade; protein dephosphorylation
Cellular component (GO): cytoplasm
Molecular function (GO): MAP kinase phosphatase activity; protein tyrosine/serine/threonine phosphatase activity
Source: RefSeq, a predicted model, not a curated record
UAGGUUAUGUACUAAAUUGGGUAACUGUCCAGUGAUAGCAGAUAAACACCUGCUCGUACACAUCAUCUUGAGCCGGAGAAAGACGGGGAACCGCUUUAAAACAACAAACAUUUGGACCAGUGAUCGAUCCAAGACAAGGGAUUUGGAUUUUAAAAUGUCAGCGCUGAGAAGCAAGAGAAAAGAAUAUCUAAGUGUGAAGGAUUUGCAGAAGCUUUUGGACUCUUGCAAGCUGCACCUCAAUCAAAUUGACGAAGUGUGGCCGAACAUAUACAUAGGAAAUGUGGCAGUAGCCCAAAACAAGGCUGCCUUGCUGAAAUUAGGUAUAACUCAUGUAUUAAACGCUGCUCACUCCAAGCGAGGCAGCAUAGGGAACCAAAGCUUUUAUGGCAACGACUUUGUGUAUUGUGGCAUUCCAGCAGAUGACUCGACACACUUUGAUCUGGAUGUUUACUUUCAGCCUGCAGCCGAUUUCAUUCACAAAGCUCUGAAGUCACCUGAUGGGAAAGUUCUGGUGCACUGCAUCAUGGGAAUGAGCCGGUCAUCGACCUUGGUUUUGGCAUACCUCAUGAUCUACCAUCAUCUCCCACUCAAACAGGCUUUGCAGAAGCUGAUCCAGAAAAGAGCCAUCUACCCCAACAGAAAUUUCCUGGCUUUGCUGUUGGAUCUGGAUCUUCAACUGACAAAGAAAAAGAAAACAUGUCGGAUCCUGUAGUGAAAAGAGGCAUUUACAUCUUCAGCCACAAAGCCACGCGGUGGUUUCUGGGAAUAACGAUGCCAGCCAGUCUGUCGGUGCAACAGUCCAGACUGAAACGUUUAGAUACAUCAUCGUGAAAUUUGGUUCGACUGAGUGGAUUUCUGUCGACUCAGCUGUCCACAUCACUAACAGAGAUCAAAGUUGCACAAAUCACACAGAAUAAACUAUCAGUGCUUGUUUUUAUAUUUAUAUGUUACUGAAAUGCCAAACGUUAAUGGCAGGAGACAAACUCUGUACACUCAUUAGUCUUUACUUUUAUUAUGAUGAGGUUCACCAUUCUAAACAAGCUCAGAUAGAUAGAUAGAUAGAUAGAUAGAUAGAUAGAUAGAUAGAUAGAUAGAUAGA